Gasterosteus aculeatus aculeatus (three-spined stickleback) is the source of this 853-nucleotide messenger RNA. RefSeq names its product heme-binding protein 2. Gene Ontology annotation, cellular component: cytoplasm. The record is from RefSeq and is a predicted model, not a curated record. Lineage: Eukaryota; Metazoa; Chordata; Actinopteri; Perciformes; Gasterosteidae. Gene Ontology annotation, molecular function: heme binding.
ACGGGCCGGUGCUGCCGGAUGAACCGGUCUGACGAGAUGCCUCAAUCAGCUUAAAUGAGAGGGAUCCGCGUCUCCAGCCAGAUCCUCUCACAGUCCUGCAUGAUGGAGCUGCCGCUGGUCCUGCUCGUCCUGGUGUCGGCGUGUGCGGGAAAGGACUGGAUCCCUCCGCCCUUUUGUCAUGGCAGGUGUCCUCCGUUCACCGUGGUUGAGACGCACCAGGAUUUUGAGGAGCGUUUGUACGCUCCGGCUAAAUGGCUUACGACCCCGAUGGGAGGAGCCACAGUCACUGAUCUACUGGCUGCAAAACACCGGCUGGAGAAGGUCGCAACUGAUGCUGACACAUGGCCGGUUCUGAUCAACUACACAAAUGGCCUUGAUUUGUCCUAUUCCUACUUUGUUCCCGCUGACUCGACGUUGAUGGACGGCACUGAUCCAUCCGUCACCCUGCUGAGCAGACCGGAGGUCACGGUUUAUGUCAGGUCCUAUGACGGCACUCCGAGCAUCGCAAGAGGUCGCGACAACAGAAAGACUCUGUACGACGCUUUGAUCAAGGCUGGGAAAACCGCCGCUGACCCUAACAGUUACACUUGGGCCGGCUAUGACAGCUAUUGGUCCCUCACGCACCACAAUGAGGUCUGGAUCGAGAAAACCCAGUAAAACGUGUGGCGUAUGGUAGAUAUUGGAGUAAAUGUGACAUACUGACACAUUGUGUACACCUCACUGAUGUCGCUGUGAUCUGACAUCUUGGCUCUAAAGCUCCAAACCGGUUUCUCAUCUGCCCUUCCCACAUUCUAAUCACAUUUUGUCUGAUGACACCUCUGCCAGUAACUGAGAAUAAACAGUUGAGAGCCUU